ACAAUGUAGUUUUUUUCAGUUUUUGUUCGUGGUUCUUAAGAAUGGAAUUGUCCAUAUCGCUUUCUGUAAAAAUUGAGUUAAUUUGGAAACGUGUUUACAAGUCUAAUUUAACACAAUAUGGCAGGCAGGAGAGUGGUAGUGUUCCCCACCUCGGUAGAACUUGGCCCGGUGCUGGCCCACUUGGUGACCUCUCGGGCUGAGCAAGCGGUCAACUCCCGGGGCAGGUUCACCCUGGGACUCUCUGGAGGGAGUCUGGUGACCAUGCUCGCCAAGGAGCUGCUUGCUGUGCCAGGCCUGGACUGCAGCAAGUGGGUGGUGGGCUUCUGCGAUGAGAGAGUGGUGCCAUUUGACAACCCUGACAGCACCUAUGGCCUCUACAAGAGUCAUUUAUUUUCAAAAAUCAACAUCCCAGAUGACGCAAUCUUGGCCAUUGACUUCUCACUCGGAGUGAGCGAGUGUGCUGAGGAUUACUCUGGCAAACUGAGAAAGGCUUUCCCUGAUGACGACAUUCCCGUGUUUGACCUACUCCUGCUGGGCAUGGGGCCAGAUGGACACACAUGCUCCCUCUUCCCUGAACAUCCUCUUUUAGAGGAGAGCCAGAAGAUCGUGGCUCCCAUCAGCGAUUCUCCCAAGCCACCACCAGAACGUGUGACCAUGACAUUUCCAGUUGUGAAUGCUGCCCGCUGCGCUACUUUUGUGUCCACCGGGGGCAGCAAAGCACCUGUUUUGAAGGAGGUUCUGGAGGGACGAGAGGGUCCGCCGUUUCCGGCAGCCCGCGUCCACCCGACUAACGGGGAGCUGUUGUGGCUCAUCGACGAGCCCGCCGCCGCUGCUUUAACGAUGAAGGUGGAGAGGCUCGGUUCUGGGGCCAAACUUUAACGCUUUCCGAUGACAAAGAAGCUGGAAUCCUUUUUUUCAUUCCCAGUGAUUUAUUUCUCUAGACCAAAUAGAGAAGGAGAGAAGAAGCUGAUGUCGUUAUUUUUUAAAGCUAGAUAACACUUUGUCUACAGUACGGAGUGUGCAGCGAACUUUUAAUUUUUUCAUUUUUAUUGUUGCAAACUCAGCAUAGUGACUUUCUUUCUCGGUGUGCAUCACGUGAGAUGGCAGAGUGCUUCAAAUGUGACUUGGCAAAUACGUGACGUCACUCAUCCCGGUGAUGGGGCGUAGAUGACAUCAUCCCAUAAAGCCUCACCGUUGAAGAUGUAAAUCGUUUCUCUUUAAUACUCUUAUUUUUCAUAAUGAACAGUAGUUUGUGAGAUUGUCUAUUGCUUUCACCUUUUCUGAAAAUAGAUGCAUUUUGUCAACACUCAUUAAUAAUGCGUUAAGUUGUUGAAUAGUUACUUUACUCCUACUACGAUAUUAGUAAUGCGUUACAUUAUUAGUUACUCAUAGUAACAGCCAUUAUUGAGUAACGUGUUACCGACAACACCGAUGGCCUCACGUCUGUUCAACACAUACCUGAUAAGAAAUUCACAAAUUUUAAAUUAAUAGUGACUUGUGGGUGUAUCUGUACUGUUGCUUAAUUUACAUUAAACAUGGGAUUGGUGAAAA
Molecule: messenger RNA, 1551 nt
Organism: Hippocampus comes (tiger tail seahorse)
Lineage: Eukaryota; Metazoa; Chordata; Actinopteri; Syngnathiformes; Syngnathidae
Gene: pgls
Product: 6-phosphogluconolactonase
Exons: 6
Coding region: 118-879 (253 amino acids)
Biological process (GO): pentose-phosphate shunt; carbohydrate metabolic process
Molecular function (GO): 6-phosphogluconolactonase activity
Source: RefSeq, a predicted model, not a curated record